AUGUCCAAAGAUUUCUAUCACAGCCUUCUGUCAGCGGUGAGAGAAGAUGACUUGGUAGCGCCGAUCAUUGAGGCUUUGAAACAAAUGGAUAAAGGCGGGAUCUUGGCUUUUCGGAGAAAGGCUGACUGGCAUACGACUUUGACAACUGAUUCUGUCGACGCCGAUCCCGAACAUUAA
Molecule: messenger RNA, 177 nt
Organism: Cladophialophora immunda
Lineage: Eukaryota; Fungi; Ascomycota; Eurotiomycetes; Chaetothyriales; Herpotrichiellaceae
Exons: 2
Coding region: 1-177 (58 amino acids)
Source: RefSeq, a predicted model, not a curated record